GUCAAGCUGCUGUUUGGUGGCCAUUUCUCUUGAGGCUCAGGGGUUCGGGACCUGCGGUAGCUGCUCCAGUCACAAGGGACGGGGCGGCAGCUGGGUCGGUGGCAAAUAGCCUGCAGAAUCGCCCGUAGUCGCGAUGAGUUUACCCCUCAAUCCCAAACCUUUCCUCAAUGGAUUAACAGGAAAGCCAGUGAUGGUGAAACUUAAGUGGGGAAUGGAGUACAAGGGCUACCUGGUAUCUGUAGAUGGCUAUAUGAACAUGCAGCUUGCAAAUACAGAAGAAUACAUAGAUGGAGCAUUGUCUGGACAUCUGGGUGAAGUUUUAAUAAGGUGUAAUAAUGUGCUUUAUAUCAGAGGUGUUGAAGAAGAAGAAGAAGAUGGGGAAAUGAGAGAAUAGCAUCUUUUGGGGGGGAUUUUUUUUAUAUAUCUAGACAAUAAAGAUUUGUUUGUUUUUUCAACUUGA
Messenger RNA from Cynocephalus volans (Philippine flying lemur), 460 nucleotides. It is a transcript of the gene SNRPF, whose product is annotated as small nuclear ribonucleoprotein polypeptide F. Lineage: Eukaryota; Metazoa; Chordata; Mammalia; Dermoptera; Cynocephalidae. Gene Ontology annotation, cellular component: catalytic step 2 spliceosome; pICln-Sm protein complex; U1 snRNP. The transcript has 4 exons. Bases 134 to 394 code for a protein of 86 amino acids. Gene Ontology annotation, biological process: mRNA splicing, via spliceosome; spliceosomal snRNP assembly. Gene Ontology annotation, molecular function: RNA binding. The record is from RefSeq and is a predicted model, not a curated record.